This is a messenger RNA of Morone saxatilis (striped sea-bass), 1034 nucleotides long. RefSeq lists its product as uncharacterized. The coding region runs from base 29 to 955 and encodes 308 amino acids. The record is from RefSeq and is a predicted model, not a curated record. NCBI's taxonomy places the organism in Eukaryota, Metazoa, Chordata, Actinopteri, Moronidae. Gene Ontology annotation, molecular function: protein binding. The transcript is spliced from 6 exons.
ACUAAGCAGUGCUUGUUUCCAAACGAAGAUGAAGACUUCCUUGGUUUUCUUGGUACUGAUACUCUGCUAUCUUUGCAGAGCUCAGAAACACAGCAGUGACAAUGACAUCUUGCUUCAAGCUGUUGAGGGCGGGGAAGAGAAGGCUCAAACACAGAGGCCCGGUACUGAAGUUGAGGGAGGUGAACCAGAGCUCGUGCUUCAGUCUGACAUCUGGGCUGAACUGAGGAUUUUGAAAGACAUUGUAAUGGAGCAGAGAUUGGAGAUAUGGCACCUGACAAACAGAGUAACAGCUGCUGAGAGCCUGGUGGAUGAGUUGCAGAAGGCGAAUACAGUCAUGGAGGCCAGGAUGACCGCUGCUGAGAGCUUGAAAGAUGAACUGCAGAUGGAGAAUGACGCUCAAGCUACAGAGCUUGCAGUCACUCAGCAGAAGCUCAGCUCUCUGCAGCAAAGAUUGACAGUAAGUGAAGACCGUGUGGAGGAGCUGGGCAAACAGCAGGAAGGACAAGAGGCGGCAGUGCAGGAACUUCAAAAUACCAACAGAGUGAGAAAACUGGCUUUUUCUGCCUCCCUUCGGGCAGCUGGUGAAGGUAACACAAGCAUCGAAGAAUUUCUUCCACUCAUCUACAGAAAUGUCUUUACCAACAUCGGAAACCACUACAACCCAAACACAGGUUUCUUCACUGCACCAUUAAGAGGAGUUUAUUACUUCAGAUUUACUGGCCAUGUAGCACACUCUGAUAGAAGUAUGAGACUAAGACUGGUCAAGAAUGGAGAUGCCACAGUCAUGGCGGCUGACCGCGAAACCACAACUGCAGAUGCUGAGGACAAUGCAUCUAAUGGUGUAGUGUUGCAGUUAGAAGUGGGAGACGUUGUUUCUGUACAACUUUCUGGAAAUGUUUGGGAUGACCAUUACUGCAGAACAACCUUUAGUGGCUUUCUACUAUUUCCUUUGUAAGAUAUUACAAUUAUCAUCAUGAAAGCUACAUGCAGGGUCCAAUUUGUGUCAUUUCACCAAUGACUGCAAAUUUAUUAAA